AUGACAGCACCGUAUGUCGAUCAGAUCCAUUUCAGGCUGGUUUCAAUCGCGGCGAUAACUCCGAACACUAUGCACUGCCAACAUCGGGCACUGGUAAUAUCAUGUAUCUGGAGGAAUACGGUACAUACGGGCAUCCCUGGUGAAUGGAUGUUCGAACUGGGCGAGAAACGAGUGAUCCGGUGUAAGCAAGGCAUCAAGGGUGACACAUGCGACGAAGACCAUUCGGCUCAAUGCGCUCCAAACGCGAUCUCAUUCACCGACUACGAUCGCUGCGGAGAACCUUUGCAAAGGUGUCAGUGUCUGGCCGGGUUCAAAGGCGACGGGUACAAAACAUGUCAUGAUAUUGAUGAGUGUCGAGAGCAAGUCUGUCAUAAGAACGCCGUGUGUACGAACACACCUGGACGGUACUUCUGCCAGUGUCAAGAGGGCUUCUCAGGCGAUGGUGUCACCGAAUGCGUCGCUUCGUUCUUGUUCCCAUCUGACUCUCAUCAACCUCUGCCGAAGAGUAAAACAUCCAAGGUUCUGUGGCAACUCAAAGCACCGAUGAAAUUGUUUGGAAAAACGUAUGACAAGAUUACGGUGACAACUUCUGGUUUGCUUUCGAUAACGGACGUGCCAAAAACGUUCGGUGACAAUCUGGAACAAAUGCAUCUGACCGGAGUGGCACCGUUUUUUGCUCCUAUCGACACCAGCCGAGGAGGACAUGUAACACACAUUCAAGAAAACUACGAGGAACCCACGUUCCAAGCCAGAAGCGUUCUGAUCGUCACGUAUAUGAACGUCACCGACGGUAGAGCCCAGCGAGGAAAUACUUUCCAAACAUUGUUGAUCAAUGGAAUGAACAGCAAACAAGAGAAAAUGACGUUCGCUCAAAUGCUCUAUAAGGACAUGCAAUGGGGUGACGGGGCCGAAGCUGCAAUCAUGACUAACGACAUUUCGUCGUCGUCGGUCAGUCUACCCGGCUCGGGUACGCAAGGCAUCGAACAGCUCACACAGCUCAGCAACGUCGGACAGCCCGGAAUUUGGCUAUUCAGAAUUGAUGGGCCAACCAUUCAGCCAUGUCCAUUAGAAGGACAACAACCACCGUACUGCAGAAGAAGACGCGUCCAACUGAGAGCGAAUACUGCCGCCAAGACCAACACAGCCUGUGCAAUUCCUGUAGAACCUCCUCGUAUCAUCCAACCGCAACUCAUUACUCCACAUUCUGGAAAGCACAACAUCCACGUGAGCGCACAACCUGAGGCACCGUCGGCUCCGUCCUUCUCGAGCCUUUCAUCCACUCCACCGACGAAAACCACCCGUCCACGUCCUCGAUAUGAGAGUACGCCUCAUCGGUCAGUGCGGAAAGAGCUU
This is a messenger RNA of Ostertagia ostertagi, 1353 nucleotides long. NCBI's taxonomy places the organism in Eukaryota, Metazoa, Nematoda, Chromadorea, Rhabditida, Trichostrongylidae. The record is from the annotation of a GenBank genome assembly.